Molecule: messenger RNA, 2294 nt
Organism: Trichoplusia ni (cabbage looper)
Lineage: Eukaryota; Metazoa; Arthropoda; Insecta; Lepidoptera; Noctuidae
Product: barH-like 1 homeobox protein
Exons: 2
Coding region: 1074-1976 (300 amino acids)
Biological process (GO): regulation of DNA-templated transcription
Molecular function (GO): DNA-binding transcription factor activity, RNA polymerase II-specific; DNA binding
Source: RefSeq, a predicted model, not a curated record
UUUUUCAAUUGUAGAAUAAUGUUAAGCCACUUAAUAUUCCUGUUACUUCAUGAAAAUUUUUCAAUUGACAAGCAAGCGAAGCUAAAAUAAUACCUACCUACAAAGAAAAAAAUUAGAGUCACGUAAAAAACCCGUGAAUUUGAAACUUCAAUUUUUGUUGCAUGUGUUUUGUGUUGUAACUUACCAAGGGGAACGUUAGUUUAAAGUGCGUUUACUGAAACAGUAAAAUAUAAGUCUAUUUACUCAGCUUUUUACUACUUUUCAACAAGCAAUAGAAAGCGAAUUAUUCAUACUUAGAGGGUACAUUUAUAAUGAAUUCAGAAUAUAAUGUCGUAUUAAUACAGGGUAUUGUAGAAAAUGAAAAAUGACCCCCCUAACCACUAGUUACAGAGUUUAAUUGUCGACUCAAUUAUAAUGUCAAGUCGGAGUUAAUAGCGUCCAGUAGAAACAUCAUGGGAAAUCAAACAGCAAUAUGAGAACACCUGUAAAGUUCCCUUCAGUAAGCAGUUUGUAUUAGUAACGAUCCCAACGUCGAUACUGACUUUAGACAAUUAACUGACGAACUAUAAAUGAAGGAAAGUGGCAAUUUCUCCAGUGACAAACGUCGGCCUUAUCGACGCUAAAUAAUGGAGCGAGUAGUUAGACUCGCGUCUUCAUCCCGGUAAUUAACCGGCGCCCCCCCUCUCCGCUGGGCCCCGCGGCCCCGGCCCCCGCCUCCACCCGCGCGCACCUAAAUUAAUCACACCACGAAUCUCGCCCCCCAAUCCAGGUCCGGAUUAAAAAGUUUUAUUGGAGAGCCAAGUGUGACACUCCGGCGCGCCUCACCCGCACUCGCCGACCAAUCGCAGCGCGCCCGCAAACAAUCCGCCUGCUCCCAUUGGCCCGCGCAUAAUGAGGCACGCCCCCGUUCACCGCCCGAGCCAGGGCUGUCACCCGCCACGUCAGUUGACCGAGGCGCGUCGACCCGUCAGCCGUAUCUCGUGUUAGCUUGAUGUUUUGUGAGAUAAACACAAUCGACUGAACGUUUCGAAAUAUUUUGUGACUGUUGUGUGAUGGAUCUGUGAGUUGAGAAAAUGGAGGAGGAGUCGAUGUCGGGACACAGCUGUUCUGAGGACGAUAUCAGUGUGGGGCGCCCGUCUCCGGCGCCGUCGCGGUCUCCCUCUCCACAGGACUAUUUCAGGCCGCUGAAGCGGUUGAAGAUGGCGUCGGAGCCGGCGGAGGAGCGGCGUGGGGACGGCGUGAAGAGCUUCUCGAUCCUGGACAUCCUGUCGCACCGGCCGCGCACGCCGCCGCGCAUCGUGCGGCCGUGGGACGCGUCGGGGCUGGAGCGGCUGCAGCGGCUGCAGCGGCUGGCGGGCGCGGCGCUGCUGGACGGCGAGCGCUGGCGGCUGGCGGCGCUGGGGCUGCUGCGGCCGCGCGACCAGGACUGCUGCGACUCGGCCUCCGAGCGCUCCUCCUCCGCCUCCGACUGCUGCUCCGAGCCGCGCCGCGCGCACCCGCCUGCCGCCGCGCCGCACACGCCGCUCGACGCGCUCUUCCACAUGACCAGCAAGACCUUCGAAGCCAACAAUGCUGACAACGGAGAUGGUCAGUCGAAUCACCUGAAUCUCUUCAACUCGAGGCCGCAGCCAAAGAAGAAGCGGAAAUCGAGAACAGCCUUCACGAACCACCAGAUCUUCGAACUGGAGAAACGGUUUCUGUACCAGAAGUACUUAUCGCCGGCCGACAGAGACGAGAUAGCGAGCUCACUCGGCCUGUCCAACGCGCAAGUCAUCACGUGGUUCCAGAACAGACGAGCGAAGCUCAAACGAGACAUGGAGGAGCUGAAGAAAGACGUGGAAAGUGCUAAAGUGCUCUCAGCUCACAAAAGCUUCUUAGAAAACGUGACUGAUCUCGGGAUCCUAAAGAAGAAGGCCAUGAGCAUAGGCGCGAGUGAGGAGGCGGCCACCAAUCUAGUAGUGAACGCGUCCAAAUGAAACGAGGCAACACGCGCGAUCGCGACCGACCUCACCUACGAUCGACGCGUGCUCGACUAUUAAGCCCAAUAGUCGAUUACUCAGUGACAAUUUUAUCGUGUAACAACACUAUUGAAUUGAAUUUUUAGUACGAACAUUCUAGUGACGUUAGAUGUUUUUAUCUUCACUAUUAAUAGUAUUUCGUAAAGUACAUCACUAUUUAAUACGUCUGUAAAUAGUAUUAGUUGACCGUAGUGUAUUGUUGUACAAAUCUUAUGAAGCUUCGUUCGAAAUAAAUGUGAUAGUUGAUUUUAUUAUUUAAGUACUUAAUAUUUUAUA